Messenger RNA from Rotaria sp. Silwood2, 516 nucleotides. The record is from the annotation of a GenBank genome assembly. NCBI's taxonomy places the organism in Eukaryota, Metazoa, Rotifera, Eurotatoria, Philodinida, Philodinidae.
AUGUAUCCACUACGCGACAACUACUGUCUUCAAUUGGUGCAUGAUUCGAGUCAAUGUCUCAAUAUCGAACUUCAUCAUCAUGGAAUAUUGACACGAAUCGUGUCAUUGAAUAACUAUCAAUGUUCAACGUUGACACAUAGUCUUUGUGAGACAAUCGAUGAAUUCGAUGUGUUGAUCAUUGAUUUACUCGAAACAUCAAUAUCGAAUAUUAGUGUAACAGUGGAUGAAAAUCUUGAAAUAUCGUUUCCAGUACGUUUCGGUAGUCGUAACUAUGAAAAAUUAUGGUCGUUUAGAAUUGAAUUAAGACUCGUAACAAAUACAACAGACGAAAUCUCACUCGAUCCAUCCGAUUGGAAUGAUCUACGAUUGCUAGGACAUAAAAUUAUGGACAACAUGAUCGAUUACAUGCGCGACGUUCGUCUCCGGCCAACGUGGCGCCCAUUACCAUUAACAAUCAAGCAAAGUAUUCUGAAUGGUGAUCUUCCACUGCAAGGUCAAUCACCGUGGCAAGUCUAG